Desarmillaria tabescens is the source of this 1558-nucleotide messenger RNA. RefSeq lists its product as uncharacterized. The transcript has 7 exons. Bases 252 to 1526 code for a protein of 424 amino acids. The record is from RefSeq and is a predicted model, not a curated record. NCBI's taxonomy places the organism in Eukaryota, Fungi, Basidiomycota, Agaricomycetes, Agaricales, Physalacriaceae.
ACUUUCUGAGCGCUACAGCUGCCUCUGUUCUUGCUGCCAAUGCUUUGCUUGUUUAUUUCUUUUUCCGUGCCAUUGCUUCCUGAUAUUCCCUGCGACAUUGCAAGGAAGCCAAUGGCCCUUGGUCGGAUUUUGCUUAGUAUAUAAUUGGCUGGAAAAGGAAGUGUAGAGCGCUUCGGAGCCUCAUGUUCGUCCACUCUGCUCUCUGCUGUCAUCUCUCAUUUCUUCGAUAUCGACUGUGUUCGUGACCAGCCAUGCAAAGCUAUUCAACUUAUCCCUAUUAUCCCGGCCAGCAGCAGCAGCAGCAGCAACAGCAACAGCAAUACUUCUCUCCUCCAUCGUACCCUGCUGGGGCGAACAGUGGCUACUCGCCCUUUGUCAACUACGGCGGACAGCGUUUAGCAAAUCAAGGUCCUUAUACCAACGGAACUCCUUACCCAAACAAUGCUGCAUCGUUUCCACCCAAUUCUACGCCUUUUCCCCAGCCAAAGCCCUUCAUUCCACCCGACCUCGUAGCUCAGAUAACACCUUCAAAGUCGACGACCAAGCCGCCCAAGGCCGCAAAACAGAGAUCAUCAACAAUUCCUGCCCACGGCCCUGCUCCAGUGAAAUCUGCCAUCAAGAGAUCGUCUACCGCAAACGCUAUGCCUACGCAUCAGGUCAGGCUGGAGAGGCAGCGGACGUCAAGUGGAGCUAGCAGGCCAGCAACUGCCCCAUCGAGGGAAACUGUGACGCGAACGAGAACAAGGUCGGAUGCUCAGUCUGCGGUGGCAAAGGCGAAAGCUUCAUUUCAAUCCUGCCAGAUGUUUAUGACCUUUCACGGGAACAAUGAACUCAUCGUUGAACAUAUAACAGAGGCUGCGAUGACUGAAAUAAGGCAACAAAUAUUCGGGAUUUGGAAAGACGGCAUUGAAAGCGAUGAACAGCGAGACUCCAUAUGGCGGGUAAAGUUCAAGAACACUCCGUGGAACAUGUCUGGUCCGCACAAGAAAAGGGCUUGGGACAUGAUUGUGACCCUGUUCCGGGUAUUCGCAAUACGGGGAUAUGCGUUUCAAACUAGCAUCAAUAUUGGUUUCCAGCCCCCACGACUCGUUUUCGUGGCUCGCGCUGUCGACAAAACUGCUCGCUUCUUUCUCGCGUUCUUCUCCAAAGGUGGACUGCGGGUCAACUUGAUACAUCCUCCGUCUGUCGUUCAAGAGUCCAUCGGGCACGCACUGAUGGAGGCUUUCCCCGAUUUGAUUGCUUAUGAUGAGGACAUUGAUCAUAUUCGAUCGAUAGAACUAAAGCGAGAGGCAACUAGAAGAACGCGCCGACUGAAUUUUGAACCUACCCAAUCAUCGGCGUCGACGGUGGAUGCUAGUUACUUUCUUCUCCGCGUCCUCCGAGCACUCAGUGACGUUGGCUUCAAUUUGGAGACUACGAUACCUCUGGGAAGCAACUCGAACUGGACUCUACGUUCCAGCACGGAUAUAGGAACACACAGGGAGCUUUACGUCUUCAAAGGUGUCCCUUCGCACCGAGUCGGCUGAAUUGUUGAAUGAAAUGAGCUUAUGUACUAUAU